GACGACUCGCACAUCCUUUAAAACCGCGCCAACACGCCGACGAAUCGGCCGACGACGACUUCAUCUCCUCCCACCACCACCACCACCACCAAUUUCUCUCUCUCUCUCAUGGCGACUAGGCGCGACCUCGGCGGCGAACCGCCGGACUCCACGCGGCUGCGCAUCGGCGACGACGUAGCCUGGGUGGACGUCGGCGGCGUGUACGACCGCGACGACUCCCUCAAGGAGAACACAAACCCCAAGUGCCUCCUCAAGAGCCACAACCCGACCGCGCCCGGGCAGCACCACCACCACGCCGGCGGCGGCGGCGGCAACUCGCAGCGCUUCUCCGGGAACCUCAAGCCGACGGCGGCGCCCAUCAUCGGCCUCUCGGGGAAGCUGGGCGGCGGGCGGAGGUCCCACCAGCAGCACCCGCCGGCCAUGUUCCCCAAGAAGGCCAAGACGGGCGGCGGCGGGCGCAACCCUCGUGCCGCCGUCCCGGAGGACGAGCCCAGCUCGCCCAAGGUCUCCUGCAUCGGGAAGGUGCUCUCGGAGCGCGAGCGGGCGCGCCGCUGCCCCCGCCCGCCGCCGUCGGAGAAGCCGCCGCGGCCUCCCGGCGGCUGCUGCCCCGGGUUCGGGUUCAUGAUGCGCCGCAGCCGCUCGCGGAAGAGCGCCGUGGAGAGCGUCGACUGGUCCCCGCCUCCCGCGCCCCCGGCGGCGAGGCUCAGGGACAACAAGGCGUUCCAGGCGGACGAGGCCGCGCCUGCGCCUGCGCCGGCGCCGGGGCUGGCCGGAGUCAUGCGGUUCGCGUCGGGGAGGCGGGCGGCGGACUGGGCGGCCGAGAUGGAGGUAGACGACCGCGUGGCCAGAUCUGGGCCGUUGUAGCGUGGGCAGGGGAUUGUUCCUUCUGUUUGGUCUCGUGUCAUCUUCCUCAGCCCUCGGUUGUUGGCUUGUUGCUGUGCUUCUAGGUUUAGUAGACCUGUAAGUUUGUGUGUGUGUACAUUACUAGGACAAGAGAUUUGUGGGUGAAUUAUACUAUGGAUUGGGAAAUUAGACCAAAUUUUGGUGGUUC
Lolium perenne is the source of this 1051-nucleotide messenger RNA. RefSeq lists its product as uncharacterized. The record is from RefSeq and is a predicted model, not a curated record. Lineage: Eukaryota; Viridiplantae; Streptophyta; Magnoliopsida; Poales; Poaceae.